Akanthomyces muscarius is the source of this 1896-nucleotide messenger RNA. RefSeq lists its product as uncharacterized. Gene Ontology annotation, biological process: protein phosphorylation; mitotic DNA damage checkpoint signaling. The coding region runs from base 1 to 1896 and encodes 631 amino acids. The record is from RefSeq and is a predicted model, not a curated record. The transcript has a single exon. Gene Ontology annotation, molecular function: ATP binding; protein serine/threonine kinase activity. NCBI's taxonomy places the organism in Eukaryota, Fungi, Ascomycota, Sordariomycetes, Hypocreales, Cordycipitaceae. Gene Ontology annotation, cellular component: nucleus; cytoplasm.
AUGGCCGAACCCAAAACCGCGCCUCGGGAAGAGGCGACGGAGGAGAGGACCGAGCCGUUUUCACAGUCUGAGCUCGACGCCCGCGUCCGGGCCGUCGACGUUGGCACGCCCAGCCCGGCCCCCGAGGACGAGCACGUCCCGCUCGACGUCCUCUUGCUCGAGGACCAUCACCACAGGCAAAAUAUCCGCCUCCUGGUCCGCCCGCUCGCCGACUUGCCCAGCACCAUUCCCGUUGCGCCCUCGAGCGAUAAUUGCUGCUGGCUCGCCCUCCGCGCCGAGGUUGCCUCCUCGGACCAGCCCUCGCACAAGGUCUUGGCCGUGACUCAGACCGCCCGCGACAUCAAGUUCUCCGUCCGGAUACCAGGCGAGCGCAAGGAUGCCGAUGCCGAUGACCGCACCCGCCCGUCGCUCUGGUGCGAGCUCUACUUUGAUCCCGCCAGCGACAAGCUCAUCCUCGUCAACCGUUCCGAAGUCCCCAUUACCCUCGUCCGCAUCUCGCAGACUGCCUCCGCCAGCCCAUCAUUGAACGAUUAUCGCCCCGUCAACCCCCGCGUCACCAAGUCGUUGGAACCUGGCACUUGGCGCAUCAAGGUUCGCGAAAUGGCUGUCUUGGAUUUCAGAAUCCUCGAGAAGCGCCCUGUCGUCCUCUACGAGCAGCCGUCUCUGAGUCACAGCCAAAGCACCUCUUCUUGGGGCAGCUCUGCACUAGUCUCCACUAGUGGCAAGAGAGCGCUAACGCCUGAUGAUGAAGAUGAUGAAGGUGACAAGCGCGUCAAGCGUCGGUUGUCUCAACUCCAGGGCGGUUCAUCGGACGGUGUUGUCAUGUUCCUCAACCCCUCUGCAGACCCCCUCGUCUUUUCGCUACCCAAUGGUGCCAAGAAGAUAGGCAAGGAGCUGUCGUCGGGCAACACCAAUGCUCUUCUUCAGGCCGAACAAGGUGAUACAGUCUACAUGACAGGCAUGUGUGAGCUUGAUGAGUACCAGCUCAUCAAGCAGGAGCCUAUUGCUUCCACCGCCCAGUCCGCUGUCUUUGUCGGCCGUCAUUCCAAGCAGCCUGACAAUAUUGUCACCGUCAAGGUGCUCAAAACUGUCGUGAGCGGUUCGCAUCAGCCCAAUGCACACGAACGCAACGUCAUCCGCCAGGCCGACAUGUGGCAACACGAAUACCAAACACAAGAAAACCUGGCGCAUCGUUCCAUCGUACGCUACUACGGUGGUGACGCCCGCUUUCUCUCACUAUAUAUGGAGCACGUCGACGCCAAGGAUCUGACUGUUCAAAACCGCUGGAGAAGCAAGCAAGACGAUCACUUUACCGGAUCCCGCGAUGAUGCCACCCGCAUUCUGCGAGAUAUUUCGGGUGCCCUGAGCUACAUUCACGGCCGCCAGCUAUGUCACAACGACAUUAAGCCCGCCAAUAUUCUGUACUCGAUGGAGCGCGGCGCCGUCUUGUGCGACUUUGGCAUGUCAACCGUUACCUCGAGCCCGCCCGGCGGUGGCGGCACACCAUACUACAUCCCUCCAGAGUUUAUCGGGCGCAAGUCUCGCGGGCCGCCGGCCGACGUUUGGGCCAUGGGCGUCACCAUGCUGUACCUGCUGCGCAAGCUCCCCCUGCCCGAGAGCCGCGCCCGGCCGCAGAGCGGGAACAAGCAGCUCUACUGGCUGAUUGCCGGAGUCAACCGGCCGGACGCGCCUCAGAAGUUUGGCAAUGGUCAGCCCGCCAUCCUGCAGAUGCGCACAUGGCUGACGGAGGUGCACGACGCCGCGCAAAGACUGGACAAGGACGACCGCUUGGAGCGCAUCGUCAAGGAGAUGCUGACGCCGAACCCCGCCCAGCGCAUCACCAUGACUUCUAUCCUGGAACAGCUCACUUCCGAGCCCAUUACUGCCACGACUUGA